AUGAACGGCGUGGAAGUCGAACCGGACAUCGAGAAGAACCGUUGUGGGAACUGCAUCGGUUGUUUUCGAACCACCAACUGUGAGAAGUGCGCGAACUGCGACAAGAAGAUUUCGCCGUGCCUGCGGCGGAUAUGCGUGCAAUCGGAUGAAAGUCCAAUCCAAUCUCGUGGAAAUCGUAAGUUGUGUUGGUUUUUGUUGAUUUUUUUGGUUUAGACAAGACGCCAGUCAAAAAGGAGAAGAAGGGCAAGGCGAAGAAGGUGCCUCUGAAGAAGAACAAGGUGAGUGGAGCUUAAUCUUUGACUUCUGCACAAAAUUUAUAUUACACUUGACGGUUAAUAUAAAUUUUUGAUUUCAUCUACCUCCGGUGAUCUCUAUCGGUCUUUUUCUCAUAUGCUAAAAUAUUUUUUAUAGGUGCUAAAGGUCAAAAAAUCUCCUAUGAAAAGCCCAGUUAAGAAGCUGAGUAGACGCGAAAAGAAGCAGUCCAUCUCUCAGCUCUUCGAAAUGGAGCCCCGCGAUGAAUUUCUGGAGCCAAAGGAAGAACCAAUCUCUUCGUGCAACAGUUCCCCAGUCAAAUUUACCGAGCAUGCAGUGAAAAUUGAGGUAAAGCAGGAACCGAAGGAGAACGAAAACAUUGACAUCAACCAAGAGAUCAAACAAGAAGAAAGAACGUUGAGUCAGAGUGAUACUUCAAGUCAAACCGGCCAAGUAAAGCAGCGAAAACCUCACAAACCCCACAAACCUCAUGUAUGGAAGACGAAGGAGCAAAGAUUGGCGUUGAAGUUGCUCAAAGUGAGAUUUUUUAUCUUAUACUAUUUCAAAUUUUAGGAGAAGCAAGAAGAACUCGAAAUGCGUCAAUGUCUGGGGCCGGGCUGCGUGAAAUUCGCCGUUCCCAGCUCCAAAUAUUGCUCCGAAGAGUGUGGGAUGGCGCUGGCCAAGAUACGUCUAUGUCGAAUCUUGCCUCAGCGUGUGGCCGACUUCUAUGGCGAAAAGCCACUCUCCGAACUCGAAGCUGACAUAAAAAUUCAGCAGUUGACCAAGAAAAAGGCUGAAAUUGAGAACGGCCUUUCGUUGGCCGACUCAUACACAAAAAAUCUCGAUUUAUACUUGUCGGUGCUCUCGCAGGGCUCAACUGUAGUUGUCCCAUCAUCCAGCAACCAAGAAAGAGAGGAUGAUGAAGUUUCUUUUGUAUGUUUUUGCGAUUUGAAAAAAUUCUGGGCAAUUUUAUAUUCCACUACCUAGUGCAAUAUAAAAACAAGGAAAAUAGUUCUAUGGAGUAUGGAGUUACUGGUCGAGAAAUAUAUCAAAAAAAUCGCAAAAUUUUUCUAAUUCAGAAUAUGUAAAAAUUAGCUGCCUAAUUUUGCUUUGUAAGAGUGAAAAAUCCUCAGAACUUGUCUCGCAACACCACGCAAAUGCCUGUUUGAUCAAGUUUUUACCUGUUCAAAAGCUUUUUUUGGGGCUAAGGUAAACCCUGGCGUCUUGACAAGCCUUAAAAUAUCAAAUUUGAUUCAUACUACAUCAACACACAAAUGCCUCUUUUUUAUAUUGGAACUACUAAUUAAGGUGUAGUAUUAAUCAAAUUUGAUAUUUUAAGGUUUUUCAAGAUACCAGGGUUUACUUUAGCUCCAAACAAAGCUUGUAAAAACUUGGUCAAAAAGGCAUUUGCGUGGUGUUGCGAGACAAGUUCUGAGGGUUUUUUCACCCUUACGAAACCAAAUUAGGCAGCUAACUUUUACAUCUUCUGAAUCAGAGAACUUUUGCGAUUUUUUUGAUAUAUGUCUCGACCUGUAACUCCAUACCCCAUAGAAGUAAUUUCCUUGUUUUUAUAUUGCACUAGGUAGUGGAAUAUAAAAUUGCCCAGAUUUUUUUCAAAUCCUCCUCUUUCAGCCUCACAGUUGUUUCAUUUGCGGCUCGGAUGUGUCAGUGCGCUCGUUGCCAAAGCACAUCCAGAAAUGUUUUGUUCGAAUGGAGAAGCAGACAACUUUUGGGACCAAGUCCAAGUUCUCCUAUAAUCCGAACAACAUUUUGUGCGAGACCUUUGACAAAACGACGCAGACCUUCUGCAAACGUCUCAGAGUAAUGUGUUCGGACCAUUACAAGGACGAAAUUGGGUCCAGCAUGAAGGUGAGAGGAUUAAUUUAUAUUACACUAGACACCUGCUUACUAAAAGUUUUAUUUUUUGGACUUUUUUGGUGAAUUAUUAGCUGAGAAUCUUAAUGGAGUGUUCUGUGGAUAGUAAUGUUGAUUUUUAGGUAUGUGGUUAUCCGAUUGUUUGGAGCCAGAGCCGCUCAAUGGAGAUGAAAGACAUGUUUGGCAAUUUGGAGUCAAUCCUCUCGGAAGGGAUGUGUUUUGCGGAGAGAAAACAAUGCGACAAGCAUUAUCUUUGGGAACAGGUAGGCUUUCAACAAGUUUUCAGCCAAUUUUUGCUCAUGGAUUAUAAAAAAUUUGUCAUGGAUAAUAUAAUUUUUUCAUGUUUUUGUUCCAGACGGCCUACGCGAUCAUCGACAAUGACAGGAUGAGUCUCCUCUUGCAGCUGGAUGAGAUCACCGAGCAUUACCGACGUCUGGCCGAGGUCUACCGGACUCGCGGCGAUGCGGUCACAUUGCUGCUGAAUUGGCGCGAACCGGGCCACGGCAAGCCUCAGGACGACUGCACCCAACUCCAACUGGACGCACAGGUCGAACGGAUGAUCCGCGAGUAUCAACGCGCCAACGAUUUGAAGGCCAAUUCCACCACCCCCAAGCCCCACGACCCCACGAAACCGAGGCGAGGCCGACCCCCCGGCCAACGCCGAAUCCAGCCCAACACAAGGGUGCCAGUCAGCCCCCAACGACCCUUCAAUGUGGGCCAGAUGGGCCAAAUCCCGCAGGUCCGCACCUCCUACACGAACGCCCCGCUCCAGCCCUCCACCUCGGCCCAUCAGAUGAGCAUGAACCCGUCCUCGAGCCGCCAAAUCCCCCAACCCUCGAGGUUUGUGGUUCGCCAGCCGGCACAGUCGGCCCAAGAAAGCCGCGCCUACGAAAAGAGCUACACCGCCAGACCCCAGCUGAGAUAUGGCACUGUGACGAGGACGGUUUCGACACUACCGCAGAGGGAUGUGCGCAGAAACAAUGUAAAUAACAUGACAAGGACGUAUGAGAUCCGCCGUGAUAGGUCCCGAAGCCCCAGCGAACAUCAAACGCAAGUCACGGUCCUGGAAAUCAACCCGAAAAAACUGGAGAGAAAGCUGGUCAUCCAGCCGAAAGUGGUCUAUGAACAGCAGGAAAAAGAAAGACUGGAGAAGGGCGAACAUUUGAGAUACGUCACGGAAACUGAGCCCCGAUAUCAGCCCGAAAUCCUCCAAUAUGAGGGCCAAGUACAAUAUCAAGAGGAACUUUCGUCCUCUUAUGAGGAGAGCAGCUCGCAAGGAGUGAAUAAACGGCCCAGUAGAAGCUAUGUGGACACACAGCAGACCUCCUCGCUGGCUUGUAAUGAACGCUUCAGCAGUGAUAAUGUUGAUGUAGAUGAUGAAUAUGUUCAUCAGAUUGGACAUGAAGAAGUGGUCCAAGAACAGUAUGAAGAGGAGGUGGUCACGGAAUAUGUACAAGAACAGUACUACGACGAGAAUGAGAGCUUUGAAGAACGGGCUGAAGAGGUCCAAGUACAAUAUCAAGAGUGGACGGAAGAACAGAUUCAAGAAGCAAAUGGACAGGAAGAGGAGGUAAGAAGCGAAGAAAAUGAGAUUAGAGACCUAAAAAUGCUUUGAAACAAUAAAAAAACAGAAAUUUGACACUUGUUUUGUCAAGUACAAUAUAAUUUAGGUAUCAUUUAACCUUAUUUUAGAUGAAAAUUGAUGUUUUACUGUAUGAUUUUAGCAAAACCAACAUGAAAACCCCGUGGAACGGAAUGUUGAACAUCCUGAACCACCUGAAAUACCUCAAGCAUUCGAAAACAUCCCAGAAAUCCCAUCAAAUAAUCAUGUACCAGGUGCUCCGCAAGAAAACAGUACGUAG
Molecule: messenger RNA, 3989 nt
Organism: Bursaphelenchus xylophilus (pine wood nematode)
Lineage: Eukaryota; Metazoa; Nematoda; Chromadorea; Rhabditida; Aphelenchoididae
Source: the annotation of a GenBank genome assembly